Messenger RNA from Peronospora matthiolae, 4056 nucleotides. NCBI's taxonomy places the organism in Eukaryota, Oomycota, Peronosporomycetes, Peronosporales, Peronosporaceae. The record is from the annotation of a GenBank genome assembly.
AUGAGCAAGCGCACGAUCGUAGAGUGGUCACCCCACGAUGCCUCGCUCUUUGCUGUCGGCGCCGACAAUCUGCGUCUAUUUGAAGCUACAACUGCAUCGCCAUCUCUCAGUGGAUACGCCGAUACCACACUCGAUCCUGCAACAGCCGCAGCCGCCACGACGCAGCGCAAACGCACCUUCCGCGUCGUGCGGAUCCACGCCAAAGUGUCGCAGCUCAAGUGUUUACAAUGGUACCCAUUUGAUUCCAAACCCCUUUUGAUCGCCACAGGUACAGGAUCCGGUAAAGUGCUGUUGUGUGACUUUGACGACCCACGGGCGCGAGUCAUGCGCGAGUUUGUACCCAAGUACAGUCGUCCGUGCCACGCGGUGGCUUGGAAUCCGUCCGUGUCCAACCAAUUGGCUGCAGGCUUUGAGAAAGUCCGUAGUGACUUUUGCACAUUAGUGUGGGACCUCAAUACGUCAAAUGCAGGGAGUAGCGCCACAGGAGCCGCCGCUACUGCGGCUUCAGCAGGAGCUAUGACGAGCACUAGCAGCUGCAGCAGUGGGAACAUGGAUGGCCUUGUGGAUCAAGACGGAACCUUGGAAAGACCGAUGAGUAGCAGGAAAGGAAGCAGCAAUGGAGGAGCAAGUGCUAGUGUGGGUGUUGCUGCCGGAUCGGCUGGAUUUGCAACAGUAGACUCGAAACCUGUGCAUGAAUUGGCCAAUUCUGAGGCGACGAUGGCGCUGUCCUGGGUACCACUGCAGCCGACGUGUUUGGCCACUGGAACAGGUUUCAAGUGGCUGCGCGUGUAUGAUUUGCGGACGAAAGGAUCGUCUCCAAUGAGUGUCGUUGCCCACAACAAGGCUGUGCUCGGUGUUGUGUUUGAUCAGCAUCGGCCACACAUGCUUGCAACGUACAGUGACGCACCACAGGAGCCGGUGAAAGUGUGGGAUAUCCGUCAACUAGAAUCGUCGUCUGGGCCACUGCUUUCGCUGUAUCAGACAAGUAAGAAUCUCGCACAGGUGUCGUGGUGCCCGUCUGAGCCGGGCGUGCUUGUAACGGCGUCGACGGAAGAAAAAUGGGUGUCGUUGUGGGAUGUGACAAAACAGGAGAGCCGCCCGUCGAUGCUCAAGAAACCGUUUCGUAGACGCUACACCUCGGAACCGCUGGCAUCUUUCUCAUGGCAACACAUAGAUUCAUCGCCGCAAAUGCAAUGCGUGGCAGACGUUGGCAGGACUAGCAUUGCAACGAGAGACCAGCUGACGGCGGCAGCGUUUCCGAAUCGAUUGUUGACUGCAUCAAUAACCGGCGAACUCGGUGACAUUUCGGUACACGAUGCCAUGCCGCUGUCGCUGUCGUCUCAUGGGGCGGUGACCUUCGGAUGUGGUAGACUUCUCUUUGGCGGUUCUGUUAGUGGACCUGGGCUGGGGACUUCGGCUGUAGCGCGAUUGACAUUGGAGGAGGAAAUCAGCUCGGGUCCCUGUGUUGAAGAGGAUAUUUCAAAUGAAAUGUACAAGCUUGCUAAACAAGGCUACUCCGUUGGACUUUCCAAGAAUCUGAAGCUGUUUAAUAAGACUUCCCCACGAGGCCGGCAGCUGCAUCAUUUGUGGUCGUGGGUCGACCAAGUUGAGGCGUUACGCAGAUUCCAAGCUUCACGUGUAGAGCAGUCGCGCUCUGCAAACAAUGGCCUUGGAAACAACGCAGCCAAUACUGCAGUGGCCGGCCCGUUGCGCGGGUGGCCAGUUGACUCGAAUGCCCUUGUAAUUGCUGGUGUGAAGAAUUUGCUGACAGCCUAUGGCGAAGCUUCGGCUAUUGCAAAGUCCGCUCCUGCUGGACAUACUGCCACUGUUCAAGAAGAUUCCCGAGAGGAAGAACUGACUGUCGCUGUUGCAUCUGUCACGAAGGUGGACCAGGUGCUUGGCUGUCAGUACUUUGAAGGGCCCGGGCGACGACUGAGUAUGCUAGCAUGCAACUGGGAUCCUGAGAACGGUCAGGGAGGGUCCCGCGUGUCAGCGGGUGUGGGUGGACCAGAACCUGACAGCGCCACAGGGAGAAAUAUACAUCGGAGCAGCUCGAAUAUAUGGUAUUCGCAGAAACAGCAGUACGACGAAACAGCCAAUUCCAGCAAUCGUUCAUGGAACGAGAAUGGUCGAUACGAGCUGCAAAACAUUUUGAACCGAUGCGAGCUGGAAGGCAAUUACGCUCAAGCAGCAGCACUAGCAGUUUUUCAUGGGGAUCUCAAUGCAGCAGUGGCGCUUCUGCAACGAGGAGCCACAUGGAUGACUCAAAUGCAGCAUCUGAACGUCGGAGUCUCGUCGCCCUAUACGCCCGAUUUAUUGCAACUUAUCGCGAUGUCUGUUGCAGGAUAUUCGUCGUCCGUUACGAAUUCGGGUGGGUUGUCUCUGUGGUUAUCCAUGACACAGCAACUACUAAAACGAAGUGAGAUCAUGUCGCAGGCAAACCCUCGGUAUUUCCACGCAAUGCUUUCUUUCCUGUGUGUCACGAGCUCGUCAUGUUCGUCCAGCACGAUGAAUUCGAACGCCAUGCGGGCAAAUCAGCAACCUUCGCGGCGCCCGCUUACUCGGAGACAAUGGGGGAGUGUCGAUGGGCUAGCGGCUUUUGUUGCUAGGCCUGCAAGUGCCGGUGCUUACUCAACAAUUCUACACGAUGUCACGCUACCACUGAGUGACCGGCUUGCAUUCGCUUGCCGAUAUCUCCAAGCCGACGACUUGCUCGCGUUUGUCAAUCAGCACGAAAAAGAAAGCGAGCAGUAUGGUCGUCUGGAAGGAUUGUUGGUGACCGGAAUUAAUGGCAACGGCAUCAGGCUUCUCCAAACGUACUUGGACAUGACGGGCGACAUUCAGACGCUUGCAUUACUGGCCGCUCGGGUGCCCUCGUCGUACAAGGCAGAAUCAUCUCCAAUGGAGAAGUGGAUCCAGAUAUACAAAGACUUGCUUAACCAGUGGCAGCUCUUCCACGAGCGCGCUCGAUUCGACGUGGGUCGCUCGCAGCUCGAAGACCUUCUCAACGGCUUUGCUAGUGUCUCGCGUGAGUGUGAUGCAGACGAUCGUCAUACGGAAGGAGUUCAGGAACCAUCGACGCUUUCCGUUCCACCGCAGUUAUUUGUGCGGUGCAAUUUCUGCAAUGCGUCGCUAUCUUUAGCGUGCUUGCUCCGACUCGGAGGCUCACACUCGUCAUGGUUAAAUCGCGCCAAACCGAAGCUGACGUGCUGUCCAACAUGUCGGAAACCAUUACCACAGUGCGCGCUGUGCUUGCUCCCGUUCGGAUCACUAAACCCAUACUUCGAGAUGGCUCAUCGCCGCUCAAGACAAACAUCCGAUGCAGUGAAUACGUUGGUGACUAGCGUAGCAGCUGAUUACGGAGGUGUGCUCAAGGAGCCCAAGACAAGCAAGAACGAGUACGAGAACCUGGGCCAGCUCUCGAGCAUUCCAUUUGUGGAGUGGUUCACAUGGUGUCAAUCGUGCAAGCACGGUGGCCAUGCCCAUCACCUUGCGGACUGGUUCAGAACACAUACGGUGUGUCCUGUCACAGACUGCAAUUGCCAGUGCCAACACCUGGACUUGCCAAUCGUGGGCGACGACAACCAAACGACGAUCAUUGAGCAUCAGCGAUCAAGCAUCGCGGCGUUGGCGGCCCAACGUGCAGCAGCGAAGGAGAAAAAGGCUCAACAGCAGCAACAAUAUCAUCAGCAGAAUCUGCAGGAUAUGAAAGCACCGUUGCGCGCUGGCAAGAAGUUGUUUCUGGACAAGCAACAACAGCAAGUACCACCAGAAUUCCAAAGCUCGCAGCACAAUUUCUCCAUGUCUGCGACUAUCGGGACGGGCUCCACGUAUCGCUCCUUCUCUUCCGCUCAAUUGAGACCGAGCGGCUCUAGUAGCGGAUACCCACCGCCUUUUUCACUCUCAGGGAGCAACUCGGGGGCAAACCUUUUAGGUGGAGCGAAUGCGGUCGGUGCUGGCAGCAACGUCGGCAGCGGAUCGGUGAGCGACGGAAUAUUUCUCGGCAACAAACUGGACCAGUUGGAAAAGGACAAGAGCAGCUAUCAGUACAUGUGA